Messenger RNA from Syngnathus typhle (broad-nosed pipefish), 2912 nucleotides. RefSeq names its product triokinase/FMN cyclase (gene tkfc). The transcript is spliced from 18 exons. Lineage: Eukaryota; Metazoa; Chordata; Actinopteri; Syngnathiformes; Syngnathidae. Gene Ontology annotation, cellular component: cytosol. Gene Ontology annotation, molecular function: glycerone kinase activity; ATP binding. The coding region runs from base 1064 to 2803 and encodes 579 amino acids. The record is from RefSeq and is a predicted model, not a curated record. Gene Ontology annotation, biological process: glycerol catabolic process.
CCGACCUGGACAAGACGGGGGAGAAGGGUCAUGUGAUUUCCUGUCGGGGAGGCAGACUGGAAGCACUGGAUGGUUGGGAGGUGAAGGAGCAGGAAGGCAGACGCAGGCUCGCCGUUCUAUUUUAAGCAACAAAGGACGAGCUUCUUCCUGUGUUCUUUUGCUUUGUACACCUGCGUAAAUCCCCAAGCCUCCUACCAACCAGGAAGUGGCCAACGUGUUGAGUACAAUGGAUACAUGUGUGUGUGUGCGUCAGCCAACUAAAUAUGGUGUGCGAUUACUGAGUUUCUGAAGAUCCACAGCACAACAACUCAUCGAAUGAGCAAAGCAUUAGCGCCUUCACUGCCAUUCGAUUGGGGGAGUCCAAAACGCAUCAGAAAAAUGUUGCUGCUUGUCUCAUCCUGCUCACGCAACCAGGAAGGCUUUCUUCAAUGGAUUGAAUAGUUCCUACCUUUGGCUCGGUGGACAUGCCCCCCCUAGUGGCUAUGAGCGGCAUAAGCGAUGACGUCAAUGUAAUGUGAUUCAGUGAUUGGACGCUUGCAUUGCAAUCUAUUGAUUGAUUGAUUUUCUGUUCUUAUCCUAGGUCACGGAUGAGCUGGAGGUUCUUGAAAGGCGUAGAUGCAUAAAGUUGCAUUAACAAAUUAUGAAACUUCAAUUCAUCUAACUUGCAUGUUUUUGAAUGUCGAAGGCCGGCGCUGAGAUUCGAACCCCAUGACCUCAGACUUGUGAGGCAGACGUGUUCCCCACUACCGCACCGUGCUGAAAGAUGUGAUCUGAAUACCUCCGACACCGCAACUUUGUUCCUGAACUCUUGGAUUUGACACACUUGGCAGAAAUACUGCCCCACUUGUUUCCACUUGCCAGCCACUCAAACAAGUGGAGCAGUGUAGCCUUCUUUCAACCCGAAUGUUUCGGGUUCGACACCCCGGUAUGUCACAUCCGACAGCAGUGACCGACAUUAUAAUUAGUUAGCGCAAUCGGCUAAAGGGAGAAAAUCCGGUUGGGUCUGUGUGACGUCACACGCUGAGCAAAGAGGGAGCGCGCCCACGACUGUUGUCAACUUGUCAUGGAGCCCCCAAAGAAGCUGAUCAACUCUACAGAGGACUGCGUUGAUGAGGCUCUCUGCGGCCUCGUCCGGGCCUCCAGCGGGCUGUCUCUGCUGCGGGGCCACCGAGUCGUGCUGCGCUCAGACCUGGACCAAAUGAGUGGCAAAGUGGCGCUUUUGUCAGGAGGAGGAUCCGGACACGAGCCUGCACACGGGGGUUACGUGGGUGCUGGUAUGCUGUCGGCGGCAGUCGCGGGGGGCGUCUUUGCAUCUCCACCUCCUGCCAGCAUCUUGGCUGCCAUACUUUGCCUACACGGUGCAGGAGCAUCUGGGGUCCUUCUCAUCGUAAAGAACUACACGGGAGACCGCCUCAACUUUGGGCUGGCCGCAGAGCAGGCCCGCAACCACGGGGUGGAUGUUGAAAUGGUGGUCGUCGCUGACGACUGCGCUUUCACCUGCCCCAGUAAGGCCGGGAAGCGGGGCUUGUGUGGCACUAUUCUCAUUCACAAGCUGGCAGGCGCCUUAGCGGACGAAGGCUGCUCAUUGGUCCAUAUCGUUGCCAAGGUGACGGAGGUUUUGCAAGGCAUAGGUACGCUGGGAGUCAGCUUGUCUCCGUGCAGCGUUCCGGGCUGUCGGCCAUCUUUUGAGCUUCCUCCAGGUGACAUGGAGCUCGGCCUGGGAAUCCACGGGGAGCCUGGGGUCAGAAGAUCAAAGGUAGCGACAGCAGACGAAGUGGUGUCAGCCAUGAUUGAUCACAUGACCAACGCGGCGAGUCAGUCGUGCUUGCACCUGCAGACUGGUGACGUGCUCGUUGUCUGCGUGAACAAUCUCGGGGCGCUGUCACGUCUGGAGAUGGCCGUGGUGACUCGUGCCGCCAUCCUCUGUCUGGAAAAUCGUGGGAUGGUGGUCGCCAGGGUGAUGGCCGGGUCUUUCAUGACCUCACUGGAGAUGGCUGGAAUGUCGCUGACCUUGAUGAGGGCCAAUCCUGAAAUACUUAAACUCUUUGAUGCCAAGACUAGCGCCCCCGCCUGGCCGAACUUAAGCGGCGGUUGUGCCAGUGGCCGCAGCUACCUCACAGCCCCGACCCCGAUGUCUACAGGAGGGCCCCAAGAUGUGCUGCUCGAAGGACCCCAAAGUCCUGUGAUGCGCAAGGUGCUGGAGAGGGUGUGUUCUACACUUUUGGAAUACCAGGAAGAGCUCAACGCAUUGGACCGUGCUUCUGGGGACGGCGACUGUGGGAAUACUCAUGCGCAGGCGGCCAAAGCCAUUCAGGUGUGGCUCCAGAGUCACGUGGUCCCCGGUUGCCCCGGGCAACUGUUGUCUGCCCUUGCUGGAUUGGUCCAGGAGAAAAUGGGCGGGUCUUCAGGCGCAUUGUACAGUUUGUUCCUCACGGCAGCGAGCGGUCACUUGACCGGGGGGCGGAGUCACGCUGCAGCAUGGGCCAAUGCAGUGCAUGCAGGGAUGCAGGCCAUGAGAAGAUAUGGCGGUGCUGAUUUGGGAGACAGAACCAUGUUAGACGCUCUGUGCCCCGCCGUAGACGAGCUGAUGAAAGCCAACAGCACGCCCCCCGGUGGAGGGAUGGCCGCGCUGAAAGCAGCUGCUCAGAGAGCAGCCGACGGCGCCGAAUCGACUCGCAGCCUCGCGGCCAAGGCGGGCAGAGCCAGCUACAUCGCAGCCGAGCGCCUCACCCUGCCUGACCCCGGAGCCAAGGCCGUCGCCGCCAUUUUGAGCGCCGUGGUGGAGGCCCUCGAAGAGCCGUAGUGGUAGAAACGCAUCAUCACGACUGUAUGACAAGUUCAUCGUGCACAAAACCUAGACCCAUUCCGCAAGAAAUAAAGUGUAGAAUAAAUGGAUGCAUUUCAUUUGUAAA